AUGCCGCAACCAGGCCCAGAAAUCAUGAGAAACAAAGGCGACCUAGUCAUCAUGGUAUUCACAUCUCUACUCUUCGCAAUCUUCAUAGUGGGUUUAGCUUCUGUCUGCUACCGCUGGAGCUCUCGCCAACUUUCCUCACUAGAGAGAUCCGUUUCAGAACGUGAACUCCAGAGGACGUCGCGUGGGAUCGACGCCGCGAUUGUGAAAUCUUUCCAGACGUUUUUAUACUCUGAGGUGAAGGAGAAGAGGAUCGGGAAAGGCGGAAGCGAGUGUGCGGUGUGUCUUUGUGAGUUUCAAGACGAUGAUACGUUGAGUUUGAUGCCUAGCUGUUCCCAUGUGUAUCAUUCUGGUUGUGUGAAUGUUUGGCUCUCUGAUCACUCCACGUGUCCACUCUGUCGGGUUGAUCUUGCCUUCCAACCGGGUGAAGCGGAUCCUGAACUAGGAGUUAUGGAUAAUACUACAGAUGCGAAUUUGUUUGAAAGGAUGACGUCGACCAAUAGGAACAGGGCAUAUGGGCAAAUGUCGUUGAGAUUGUCUCGUUCUCGAGUUUCCGACAUAUUUUGCCCGAGAUCUAAUUCGACUGGACAUUUUUUGUUUCAACCGUUAGAGAAUGUAGACCGGUUUACGCUCCGGUUACCGCCAGAUGUACGGAGUAGACUGAUGAAGAAGCCGGUGGUUCGAACUCAGGUGAGAAGGCCGUGUGGUUUGUACAGAAGCAGAAGUGUCGGAUGCGAGAUGUAUGGUCCGGAUGAGCUUCGGUUGCUCCGGCUAAUAAUGGAUAGACAUCUAAAGAACUCCAGGCCAUUCUGUAGUUUGUGA
Molecule: messenger RNA, 819 nt
Organism: Eruca vesicaria subsp. sativa (arugula)
Lineage: Eukaryota; Viridiplantae; Streptophyta; Magnoliopsida; Brassicales; Brassicaceae
Source: the annotation of a GenBank genome assembly